Molecule: messenger RNA, 3249 nt
Organism: Ostreobium quekettii
Lineage: Eukaryota; Viridiplantae; Chlorophyta; Ulvophyceae; Bryopsidales; Ostreobiaceae
Source: the annotation of a GenBank genome assembly
AUGCUCUACACACUCGACACCCUGCCCAGCCCGAUCACUCUGCCCAUCCUCGGGAGCAUGCUCGAGGUCGAUACCGGACACGUCGUCGCGAGCUUUCGCAGGUUGGCGCGUGCUCACGGCCCGAUCUUCCGCCUCACGUUGCCCAGCGAUCGCAUUCACAUCGUGAGUUCACAUGCGCUGGCAAAAGAACUCUCUGAUACGACGCGGUUUCAAAAAGCGUUGAGCGCGCCGCUGGUGGAGCUUCGGAUGCUCGGCGGCGAUGGCCUCUUCACCGCCUACAACCACGAACCAAACUGGGCCAAGGCGCACCGCCUGCUCAUGCCCGCUUUUGGCACCAUGGCGCUCCCUGACUACUUCGAGCCGAUGCUCGACAUCAUCGAACAAAUGCUCACGCGUUGGGAGCGCUUCGGACCUGAAGAGGUUCACGACGUACCCGAUCAAUGGACGCGUCUGACGCUCGACACGCUCGCGCUCUGCGCGUUCAACUUCCGCUUCAACUCGUUUUAUCAGGAGGGGCAGCACGAAUUCGUCGACGCCAUGCUCGAGAGCCUCAUCGAAUCCUCGGCGAGGACCAAGCGCCCGGCUGUCCUCAACAGCGCGCUGGUUCACAGGCAGCGAGCCCUCGACGAAGCGCUCGAUGUGAUCCAACGCACCACCGAAGAGGUCGUCCAAAAGCGUAAGGCGAUGCACGCACGCGGCGAACAAACACCACAAGAUUUGCUCGAACGUAUGCUCGUGAGCGCUGAUCCUGUGACCGGCGAAAAGCUCAGCGAUGAGAACAUCCGACACCAGCUCGUGACCUUCCUCAUCGCUGGCCAUGAAACCACGAGCGGCCUCCUCUCUUAUGCCACGCACUACCUGCUCGAUAACCCCGUCGCGAUGAAGAGGCUUCGCGAUGAGGUCGACGAGAUCCUCGAAGACCGCAUCCCCAUCUUCUCGGAUGUCGCCAAGCUGACCUACACAGAACAGGUCCUGCGCGAGUCCUUGCGCCUCUCUCCGACCGCUCCCGCCUUCGGCGUAGAAGCGAUCGAGGACACCACGCUCGCCGGCAAAUGGGAGGUCCCCGCAGGGAGCAAAUUCUUGCUCCUGCUCCCUGAAAUCCACCGAGAUCCCAGGUUCGCCAUGCAGGAGGCCAAGCUCGCGCUCUCGAUGCUCGUGCAACGCUUUGACCUCGAGCGCCCUGCCCCGUACACACUCCACGAAAAAGAGGCGCUCACGACAAAACCCGCCGAUCUCUACGUGCGCGCCAAAAAACGCCGCGACGUCGUGCAAAGAAACACCAGCACCUCGACAGGCGCACUCCAGGCGGACAAGCGUGAAGAAACCGAAAUCACUGAUGCCCAUCAAACGCCGCUGCUGGUGCUUUUUGGCUCGAGCGCGGGAUCGGCAGAAGCGGUCGCCAGAAAGCUCGCCGCCACGGGCGCAGCGCGGGGUUGGGACGCGUCGGCAAAAUCACUCGACGCCCAAACAGGCGAACUCCCGGACCAGGGCGCCGUCAUCCUCGUCUCGGCGUCCUACAACGGCAACCCGCCAGACAACGCGCGAACCUUUGUCUCGUGGCUAAAACAACAGCCCGAGGGCGCGUUCGAGAACACUCGAUUUGCCGUCCUCGGCUGCGGGCAUCGCGACUGGGCUUCGACCUAUCAGGCGAUCCCGAAACUCCUCGAUUCAGAGUUCGAGCGAUGCGGCGCCACGCGCAUCACACCAAGAGAGAAUCCACCCGAGCUCGUCGCCAGAGCGGCGCGCGUGCUUCACGUGAAACAAAAUGAUGUGGUGGUGGUUCGCGCGCCGAUGGCGGAUGCAUCGCUGCCCACCGAGCAGCCAAUUUCUGUCGGCGAGUUGCUGGCAAGACAUGUCGAACUCGCCGCACCAGCGACGCGCUCGGAUGUCGCCAGGUUGGCAAAAAACAACGCAUGUCCGCCGCACCAGGCCGAGCUCGAUCGUCUGGCCAAUGAUGAGCGAGCCUAUCAAGACGAGGUCUUCUCGAAGCGAUUAUCACUGGUCGAGCUCCUCGAGAGGUUCCCUGCGAGCGCUGUUUCAUUCGCCAACGCGCUCGAGAUGCUGCCUGCCAUGCGUCGAAGGCGCUAUUCGAUCGCGUCCUCGCCAACGCAGUCCUCCUCGCAGUGUAGCCUGACCGUGUCUGUGCUCGACGCGCCAGCGUGGUCUGGGGAAGGUCGCCACAAGGGGAUCGCGUCGAACUACCUGGCAAAGACCGAACCUGGCGACAAACUCACCUUGCUGCUCGAGCGACCCACAAAGCCUUUCUAUCCGCCAGAGGAUCACGCGACGCCGAUGAUUCUCAUCGGCGCUGGCUCGGGGAUCGCGCCGUUUCGCGGCUUCCUGCAAGAGCUCGCGCACCGCGGCGAGGGGCGCGCCCUGCUCUUCUUCGGGUGUGACCACCCCGAGGUCGACUUCCUCUAUCAUCAGGAGUGGGAGCCGAUGGUCGAACACGGUUUGCUCGAAGUCUUCCCCGCCUUCUCUGAAGGACCAGACGAGGAACAUCGCUUCGUCCAACACGCCGUCUGGCGUGCCAGAGAGAGGGUUCGUGCUCUUGUCGAUGAAGGCGCUGUGGUAUACGUCUGCGGUGAUGGGCGCCACAUGGAGCCCGCAGUCUACGAAACCCUGGUGUCAUCGAAAGCCAAGAGCACGAGCGACCAGGAUGGCAAGGAGCGCUUGCUCCAGGCCGCGAUCGAAUCCUUCUCGGCGGUGGGCUACGAUGGCACCUCGACCACCAAGCUCGCGCGCGCGGCAAAGGUCGCGCAGCCGCUGGUUUACCAUCACUUUGGCUCGAAAGAAGACCUCUGGAAAGCCGCGAUGAACCGCGUCUUCGGUGAGAUUCGCGUGGUGACAGCGCUCGAUCCUGACCUCCCACCACACGAAGCGCUGCUGGCGAGCUUCGAGAAGUUCCUGCGCUUUAGCGCGGAACAUCCCCACGUCUCUCGCCUCGUCAAUCACGAGGCGACCUCGCCAUCCCCGCGACUCACAUGGCUGAUCGACACGCACCUGCGCGAUCAAUACGAGGCCGUGAUUUCCAUCUUCAAGCUCGGGCAGCAACAGGGCACGCUGGAUAAAGCGAUCCGCCCCGAGCUGCUGCUCUUCUACGUGCUUGGCGCCUCGCACAACUUCUUCAACGUCGCGCCGAUGGCUCAGGAAGCGCUCGGGCUCGACCCGUUUGGCGAUGACCUCGAGCCCUUUAUCAAGAUGGCGGUGGAUACGCUGGCCAAGGGAUUGAUCACGCACGACGAGUGA